GUCACGCGUGCAAGUAGCAGUAAUAUUUUCGUUCUCUCCUGCGCUCCCUCGAGCGUUCGGUAUCUUGUUGUUCUUCAUCGACUGCGCUACGUAAACAUAAUAAUUCGUUGACACGAAGGUAAAAGCCUUUGAAAUAAUUGCGGAGUAGAAAAAAAAUAAAUCGAAGGACAUUAAAAUUAGAGACUUUCGCUGCAGUACAGAAUUACGGAUUUUUUUUUAUUUAUCUUUUUAACUUGACCGGUCGAGUUUUAACGAGUUUAAAAAUGUGUCAAUCCGAAUAAAAGCGAAUGAAAAUAUUCCUCGCGACAUAUUCGUAGACACGAAAACUUUCGCGGUGUUUCGUGUUUACAUUUCUCAUAUUUCCUGAAAAAAACUUUGAGCAGAGAUUUUGCAAUGAGGAGCGAAGAACAUACGAGGAAAAUAACUUGAGAUAAUCGAGCUGUCCGAUCGGGUCGUAAAAGAUUUUUAUACUCGAAACUUUUUCGACAAUAGAAAGCGGAAGUCUCGCGAGACGACGAAAAGUGCGCGCGUGGCGACACUGGUCGUGCACGAGGUACGAUUAAAUUUUCUCACUCGAGAGAAAGAUUUUCGGAGAGUCGUGAGAACAAACGGAGCGGCGGGGCGGGCGACAAAAAAAAGAGGAGAAAAGUUUGUACGAAGUUUUGAAGUUUCAUUCGGAAGAAAUAGAGGUUAGGAAACCUUUUCGCGCGUUCGCUCGGACUUGCCGGUGUUCGUAAAAAAAGUUUAUUCCACAAACCGACGUGAGACUCGUCACGCGGUUUUUUGGCUCGAGGACGAAAAAUACUGCUUAUGAAAAGCUGCCAAAAGGGUAGGUCACCAAAAACGGCGUUGCAUGCAAAACAUGCAUAACCAAGCUGAUACUGAAAGUUCGGGAAAUUUGUAAAUUCGAAAAAUAGAGAACAGAGGGCAGUUCGAGAGUUUCGAAGUGCUCAACUUCUAUACGACACCGACGUGUCUGCUACAUCCGCAUAACUAUAUUUAAAGAUAAAAAAUAACACGCUCCACGAGAACGUAAACGAAAAAAUAUAGUAACGAAAAAAAAAUAAAACAGUGAUCAUCGGCGAGCCGGGGAAAGGAAUACGAGCGAAUAAUCAUCAUAACAGAGUUGGCUAAAAAAAGGCAAAAGGAAAAACAACCAAGGACAAGUGCGAGACUGGUGAAAGAGAGAAUAAAAAAAUAAAGGAGAAAACGAUAGCUGGCAAAGGUGCAUUCGAGUCGCGAUGGUGACCACCAUCGUGAGGCCUUCUCGCUGUGUUUAUUCGACGUGAAAACGAGAAUCAAAUAAUAAGAAAAAAGUGCCGACAGCGUGUGUACGUUCUAUCGGUCGUCGACACGAUCGCUCUCCGUAACGUCGCUUUUUUAUCUCAUCGCACUCGUCGCGCUGUUUUGGUUUUUCCUCCGAGCAGCCACCAGAAAACGUAUUUCGAUAGAAACUUUUAACAAACGCCCUCUUUUUCCUCUCGCUAAUCCACCGCGUGAUUCACACGCUAUUUUUUUUCUUGCUCCCAAGUGUUUGUGUUUUUUUCAACCUUCAAUUGUGGUGGAAUAAUCCUUCGGCAGAGAGGACGAACUAACUUGUGCGCUGCACGGACGUGCCAUUCUACACGAAGAACCAAAGAGCCUCGUGACGCGAAAUGGACUUCGUUAUACUCAAGGUAAACGGCCAGGAUGUCUCGAAUUCAAGUCACGAGGAUGCGGUUCGGUGUUUUCAAUCAGCUCAGGAGCCAAUAAUCGUGGAGGUGUUACGUCGACAACCGGGCCAAACGAUUGGCACGACAACGAGAACCGAGAAUGAGAAAAACAUCGAGGAUUCAACGGUGCGUAGAUCGUUGACGGGAGGGAGUCAAACUGCGACGACGAACACAACAGCGAGCACCGAAACGAACACGAACGGUGACAGAAGCGUUCUUAACACGAGCAAUGAGAAUUCGAGCUGGAAGAGGAAUUCCGUUACCACCAGCUCGACCUUUCCGUUCGUCUCGACCGGGGUGCAAACCGACUGGGCGGGACUCGUUGAUGAGGAUGAACUCCUUCCGGUUCAGUUCAACCCCGAGGAAAGAACGAACGAUAGCUUCGACGAUUUUCUCGCCCAUGAUAUGGACUUUGAGGAAGUUACGCUACGAAAGACCGGAAGCGCUGAGAAACUCGGACUAACCGUGUGCUACAGUUCUGGCUCGGGCAGCGAGGACGCCGACACCGAAGUAUACAUCUCCGAAAUUAUUCCCGAAAGCCUCGCCGCUAGGGACGGACGUUUGCGCGAGGGCGAUCAAAUAUUACGGGUGAAUGGAAAGGACGUCGCGAACAAAGAACAGACGGAAAAUCUCUUUGCCGAGACGAAUAACGCGGUUACCAUACUCGUCAGUCGUUGUCUGUACCAGGAGGAUGAUUACGAUGAUAGACGUUUAUAUAUACAGGGCUCGCCGACAAUAUCUCCCGACAACAUUCCCGCGUACCAGAACAGUAUGAUCGAGCAAUUGAUACGCCAGCAGCAACAGCAGCCGCAGAUGCAUCAACCGAGUGUCGCCGAGACGAACAAUAAAGAUAACGACGGAAAUUUAGCAUCGGUGAGAGGAGCCCCGCCGGUGCCAUCUCACACAGCUUUGCAUUUGACAAACGCGAGUUCGAUCAUAGCACCGAAUUCGUCGUCGACGUGUUCCUCGCAAAAUUCACAGAAAUCAAGUAAGUCGGCGACUUCGCCAGCUCAUCAGAAUGAGGAUCGCAAGCAAUGGCUUCAAGAAGCUCUCAAAGAGUGCACGAAGAGGGUUGAGAACGUGACGAUUCGCACACCGCCCACAACGAUUGCUUCGACGAUAAACAACGCGUCAGUGAAACUGGUAGAAGCUUAUUCGAGUCACGUUUGGAGCGAUACCGAGCACAUUUACGAGACAAUACCGGAGUCGGACAACGAGCCAAUUUAUUCGUCGCCUUACGAGCAUCGACAACACUGGAGUCAAUCGAGUCGUGAACAAAUAGUCAAACAAUCCGAUCAAACCAACGCCACCAAACCGAAUUGGCAUUCUUCUUCCAAGAGCAACAGUUCCGGCGAAGAAAAAGACAGCUCGAGCGCUUACAAUACCGGGGAAUCUUGUCACAGCAAUCCGUUGACUUUGGAGCUGCAUCAGGUCGAGAAAGAUCACCACAAAAGUACCCUCGUUUUGUGCACUCCUACCACCAACGCACCCACGAUAGCGCCCAAGAUCGCCUGCUCCUGCCCCAUCCCCGUCACACCGACUGCCAAACAAACUAGCAAAACUAGUCAAGCCGCGAAAAAGAGCUCGUCGCAUCACCAACAUCGGGAACGCGAUCCAGCCUCGAACAUCGGCCCCAAUACGAGCCUUCCGGCCGACACGAUGUACACCAACGUCGCCAAUCUCGAACAAACCAUCAUCCUGCAACAACAACUCUUCAAACAGGCUUUGAACCGGAAAAAUUUUACCACGCGCGACACCACUGUCAGCACUAGGAAAUCCAAAUCUCAUGGCAACUUCCAAGCCCCCAAUUUAACCCAGUAUCAAUUCAUCGGCAGCCAGCAAGUCUGCGCUAAUACCAACUCGUGGAAUCCACCCGAAGACAAAGGCGACAUCCAAAUGGAAUGGAAAGUCAAGAGACGACCCGAUGGCACUAGAUACAUCACUAAACGACCGGCUAGAAGUCGAGUUCUCAGGAAUCGGGCCAUCAAAAUCUCUGAAGAACGAGCUGGACACACCACCGAAGAUGAUACCAUGUCGGAAAUGAAGGUUGGACGCUACUGGACCAAAGAAGAGCGUAAGCGACAGUUGGAGCGUGCGCGAGAGCGGAAGCAACGCCAGCAAGAAUUAUUCAUCCAACAGCAAUUCCAGUUGCAGCAGAGCGCAAACGACGCACUCAUCAGCAGCGAGCACGCCGAGGAUAAAUCACCGAAGAAACCAUUGAACAUCGUGGAGUUGAGUUACAAGAAAAUGGCAAGAAAAAAAUCAGCUCUGGACGAUUUUACGACUGUACAAGAAAUGUUAGCGCAUGGGAACAGAGUGGGUGGCACCGGUGGCGGACCAGGGGCAGGUGGAAAACUAAUGGGACUACUUUCCGUUACAACAGUCUGAGCUCUUUACCACGAUAACUAUUAUUCCCAAAAAAAUACUAAAAAAUGCGGCGAAAAGAAGAAAAAUUUUGUAGAUAAACGAGAGAAAAUGAAAAUAGCGAAAUAACGAGUUUGCCAAAACUCAUGAUCCUUUCAUCGUUCGCUAACUGUACAUAUAUUAAUAACAGAAAGAAAAAGAAAACACGAAAAAUUAACAAAUGAAUACAUAAAUUAAGUAUUUAGAAUUCAGGAUGUUUUACACGAAAAUAAACUAUAUUAUAAGGAGUAUAUGAAUGACAAAAUACGCUAGGCUUAGGCUUGUAGAUAUGUAUAAUAAAUGUCCCCGCGAAAUCGCAUUAAUGCACGAAACCGCAUAUAUUGUUAGAUGAGUGUCUCAUGGAAAAAUAACAAAAAAAAAAACAAAAAAAAAUAACAUAAAAAUGUUUCAUCUACAACAUAAAAUUCGUCGUCUAUCGAUAGAACUUUAAAUGGAAAAGCAACAAAAAUAACAUUGCAAAUUUCGCUGUUGGUCGUCUGGUUCCUAAUCUGUGUGUGCAUGUGUGUAUGUCUCUCCGUACUAACGUAAACUCGCUAAGUGCCCGAUCAAGGUAUGCGGGAAUACUUGUAUCAAUUCGAUAAAAGAAACCAUAAACAAUAGAUUGCUUUAUUAUGAAAAA
Molecule: messenger RNA, 4755 nt
Organism: Venturia canescens
Lineage: Eukaryota; Metazoa; Arthropoda; Insecta; Hymenoptera; Ichneumonidae
Gene: Slip1
Product: SLo interacting protein 1
Exons: 7
Coding region: 1656-4100 (814 amino acids)
Molecular function (GO): protein binding
Source: RefSeq, a predicted model, not a curated record